Molecule: messenger RNA, 949 nt
Organism: Saccostrea echinata
Lineage: Eukaryota; Metazoa; Mollusca; Bivalvia; Ostreida; Ostreidae
Product: dnaJ homolog subfamily C member 4-like
Exons: 6
Coding region: 63-548 (161 amino acids)
Source: RefSeq, a predicted model, not a curated record
UGUAAGAGUGUCCUUUACCAUGAACAGAUGGUGGAGAAUGGAAUAACUGAUCAGUCUUUAGAAUGUACUGUAUCAAGUCUGCAGUCUCCAAGAAUGUCACAGUCUUCACUCCUCGUAAAAACCUCCUAGCAGUGAAAGGGCAGUGUUUCUGGACAACAAGCAAGGAUCCGCCGACUAACUAUGAGAUACUUGGAGUGAAGAAGGAUGCUACUAGUAAAGAAAUCAAAGAUGCCUACUUUGAAUUGUGUAAAACAAUGCACCCAGACAGUAACAGCGGAACAAAAGAUGUUCAGAACUUUGUGGAGUUGAACAAAGCUUAUAACGUUCUGAUAAAUGAGAGGAAAAGGUCCAGAUAUGACAAGAAGUUAAAGGGGGAGGAGUUUUAUAAUCAAGGUUUGUCCAGUGAGGAGACCAAAGACACUGUUGUUUAUGCUCCAUAUAUAAGGAUUUUCAUUUUGAUUGUGUAUGUGAUUGGAUUAACCCAAUUUGGUAAAAAACAGAAUUUUAAUGUCCGAAGUGAAUGGAGAAAUUCAGAACAAUCCAAGUGACAAUCUUCCUUUAUGAAUCAAUGAACUCUUAAAAUAAUUACAAUUAGUUUAUGUGAACAUAAUUACAAUCUUUUUACGUGGAAGUAAAUACAAAUUGUUUAUGUGAGAGUAAGUGAUUUGUUUAUGCAAGAGUAAUUAUGUCUUUAUGUGUAAUUAUUUAUGUGAGAGUAAUUUCUGUUACUUUUUGUGUGUGAGAGUAAUUACAAUUUGUUUAUGAGAGUAAUUAGGAUUUGUUUAUGUGAGAGUAAUUACGAUUUGUCUUACUGAUGUUGACUUUUAUAUGUGAAUUUGUGUAUGAUUUCGUAGAAAUUAUGCAUAUACAUGUAUAAUUUAUUUUUAUAUGUGAUGAUGUCAACAAAAUUGUCCUUUAAAAGACUGUUGAAUUAAAACAAACAAACAUU